AAAGAGGACAGCUCAGCAAAUCAGCCUAGUAGCAUUCCUCUCACAGCUGCAGUGAUCCAGGCUGGGAGGGGAAGUUUAGCUCACCAGGAGAAAGAGAAUUAAAAAAAAACAAAACAAACAAGAAAUUGUGGUCUUUUUUUCUGCGUGAAGAAAUCAGAGGGCUCCCUGGAGAGGAAAGGGAACAAGAAGAAAGAGGAAUCACAGAGCUUCUGCAGCCUCCGUGUGUCCUGCAGGAGAAGAUGGAUUCAGACUCCGGAGAGCAGAGUGACGGAGACCUCUCUCCAGGACAGGAGAGCUUUAACUCACGCUCCCUGGCCAUGCAGGCCCAGAAGAAGAUCCUGAGUAAGAUGGCGACCAUGGUGGUGGCCAACAUGCUGACAGACGACACCAGCAGUGAGAUCUUGGAUGAGCUCUACAAGGCGAGCCGGGAGUUCACCAAGAGCAAGAAGGAGGCCCACAAGAUCAUCAAGGAUGUCAUCAAGAUCGCCCUGAAGAUCGGCAUCCUCUACCGCAACCACCAGUUCAGCCCAGACGAGCUGGACACAGUGGAGCGCUUCAAGAAGAAGAUGAAUCAGGCGGCCAUGACAGCGGUGUCAUUCUACGAGGUGGAGUACACCUUUGACAGGAAUAUUCUGUCAGAGCUCCUGCUGGAGUGCAGGGACCUGCUUCACACCCUGGUUGAGCAGCACCUGACCGCACGCUCACAUGCACGCAUUGAUCACGUUUUCAACCAUUUUGCCCAUGGGGAGUUCCUGGCUGAGCUGUACGGGGACGGAGAGGAGUACAGACUCUCUCUGAGAAAGAUCUGCAACGGCAUCAACAAACUGCUGGACGAAGGAACGCUUUAACCUUUCACAUCUGACCUCUUUCACCUCUAGCUCUUUCUCCCCUUGCCCCUUCUCUUGCUGGUGUCUCCUGCCUCCUCCUGUUUCCUUUUCAACUGCUCACCCCUGACCACUCGCGUCCUCUCCUUUCUUUUUCCCCUCGUCUUCUUGUUUCUUCUACAUCCAUUUCCAUGGAGCUAGUUGUAACAUCCUGCUGCUGUGGUUCAAUGAGGGAUUUUUUUUUAGACUGUCUUUCGACUCAGUGGAUCAUUGCUGCACACUGGGACAGCCUGUAUCAUGUUGUAUGCAUUCAAGCAUUCUAAGUCAUUCCCUUUGUGUGCAAAAGUGUACUGUACCAAUGGCCAAAAAACAUGCAUUAAGUAUAUUUGGAUAUGGAAGAUAAUCAGUAGUAGUAAUCAGUCUCUCUCUUUGUGUGUGUGCAUGUAGGUGUGUGUGUGUGUGUGUGUGUGUGUGUGUGUGUGUGUGUGUGUGUGUGUGUGUGUGUGUGUGCGCGUGUGCAUGUGUUUGUUUUGGGAUUUGCUUGAAUUGUGUGUUUGUACAUAAGACCAACUAUGACA
Scomber japonicus (chub mackerel) is the source of this 1402-nucleotide messenger RNA. RefSeq names its product tumor necrosis factor, alpha-induced protein 8-like 3 (gene tnfaip8l3). The coding region runs from base 240 to 848 and encodes 202 amino acids. The record is from RefSeq and is a predicted model, not a curated record. The transcript has 2 exons. Lineage: Eukaryota; Metazoa; Chordata; Actinopteri; Scombriformes; Scombridae. Gene Ontology annotation, biological process: regulation of apoptotic process. Gene Ontology annotation, cellular component: cytoplasm.